Molecule: messenger RNA, 555 nt
Organism: Nicotiana tabacum (common tobacco)
Lineage: Eukaryota; Viridiplantae; Streptophyta; Magnoliopsida; Solanales; Solanaceae
Source: RefSeq, a predicted model, not a curated record
AUGCUAGGACACGUGGCCGUCCAAAAAAGGGACACGCGAAACCCAAGACGGGGGCAUGGCCAAAGACCGAAGGCAACUGUUUCAAAUAAUGCUCAUAAAGGUGUGAUAAAUGCUCUUCGCCUGAUAACAUUUAAUAGAGAAUAUUCCAUGGCAUUAAGAGGUCAAAAACAAGAGCUUGCAGCCAAAUUAAAACUCAAGCCACGGCAAGUAGAAGUUUGGUUUCAGAAUAGAAGAGCAAGGACUAAACUGAAGCAAACAGAAGUGGACUGUGAGUUUUUGAAGAAGUGGUGCCAAAGUUUGAAUGAUGAAAAUAGUAGACUAAAGAAAGAGUUGCAAGAGCUAAGAUCAAUCAAGAUUGAUCAAUGGGCAUCACCUUUUCAUCUUCAACUUCCCAAGAUUAGGACAAUUGCCCUGUGUCCAUCUUGCCAGAAAACAGAGAAUAUCAAAUCUGAGCAAAAGCAUUGUGAUUUGGAUUGUGGAAACCGAAAAGUGGCUAAUGAUGCAAUGUCCAAAGAAGCAAAUUCAGAAACUAUUCUUGUCAAUGAAAAAAACUAA